UGGCAAUUCGGGUCAGCAGGUCGGGUUCGGAUCAGAUUUCGGGUCGAUUUCGGGUUAUGCUUAGAAACUAUUAAAAAUAGUGUAAAACUUAAUAUUAUUACGAAAGAUGAAAUUUGGGUCAAAUCGGGUCGAAUUCGAAUUGUUUGGGUUCGGUUCAGGUCGGGUUCGGGUCUCUCUCAGUAACUUCGGGUCGGGUUCGGUUCGGGUUUUCGUGUCGGGUCAGGGUUUGCCAUUCCUUAUUUCUUACAAUUAAUUUUCAUGGAUUCCGACCAACCUACUCCAUUCUCCGGUAAUCGGCGGCAACAUCAACCCUAAUUUAUAACUCCAAAUUCGUCUGUAUUCAUGUAAUUCAACUUCAAUUCCAGCUGUGUCAUGUGCUUUAAUUAACUUAAUAAAGAACGAGAAGGAGCUGCUUGAGCUUCCUGAAACAGAUAGUGGACACAAUGAGGGAAGCAGAUGUGGGUCAACUUGCAGAAUCAAUUUCUGGUUCUCGAUGCACCAGAUCACAUUUACAAGCAGCAGCGGUGUGGACUGCACAAGAUAUGCUUAUUCUUGUGAAUGAAAUUGCUGCUGUUGAAGGGGACUGGAAAAAUUCUCUGUCAACUCAUCAAAAAUGGACCAUUAUAUCAGAAACUUGUACUGCACUGGGAGUAGGAAAGACUGCAAACCAGUGCCGCAGAAAGUGGCAGUCCUUGCUUGCUGAUUACAAUCUUGUCAAGGAAUGGAAAUUGAACUCUGGGAGUGAUUCUUACUGGUCUCUUGGAUGUGAUAGGAGAAAAGAAGCUGGCCUUCCUUUGGAAUUUGACAAAGACCUGUAUAAAGCUAUGGAGGAUUUCAUGAAGGCAUCAGAUAGGGCAGAUACAGACCCAGAAUGUGAUCCGGAUGCUGGAGAGGUUGAUGUUCUUGAUGCUGAGGAAUCCGGUCCAAAACCCAAAAAGCGAAGGCGCCGGUCAAUCCCUAAAAAACGGUUAUCUGAAGGGAGGAAACAGCCUGCAACAGAGGUAGAGCAUGUGAUUCCAGAGCCUCCUGUUGCUGAAGACAUGGAGCAAAUCCUGGCUGCAAAACUCAUGGAGAACACAGAGCUGAUCCAUGCCAUACUUGCAGGAAAUGUUACUGAAAAUGUUGAUGAGGACUUGACCAGUGUAAGAAAUGAGGAGUCCCUGAAGACUGAAAAUGUGAUACGUAAAGCUGACAAGCUUGUUGCGUGCCUUGGAGAUCUUGCCAAAAAUCUGGAACACCUUUGUGGUGCAGUGGAGAAAGGUUAACAAGGUACCUCUGACCUCUAUAAUAGCAGUUUAGCGCUAACUGACUAAUUUUACAGGUAUAGACUUUAGUGACCAUGUCAAUUUUAUUGUUGAUAAUGGUAAAUCAAUUUUGUUGAUGAGAGUUACUAUUUUUAGUAUUCAAUGCUGUAUGGAUUUUUGUCUAUUUAUGGAAAUGCAGGGCUGCCAUAUUCAUCUCGGAGA
This is a messenger RNA of Chenopodium quinoa (quinoa), 1466 nucleotides long. RefSeq lists its product as uncharacterized. The transcript has 3 exons. NCBI's taxonomy places the organism in Eukaryota, Viridiplantae, Streptophyta, Magnoliopsida, Caryophyllales, Amaranthaceae. The record is from RefSeq and is a predicted model, not a curated record. Bases 444 to 1265 code for a protein of 273 amino acids.